Molecule: messenger RNA, 1935 nt
Organism: Durio zibethinus
Lineage: Eukaryota; Viridiplantae; Streptophyta; Magnoliopsida; Malvales; Malvaceae
Product: sugar transporter ERD6-like 7
Biological process (GO): transmembrane transport; carbohydrate transport
Cellular component (GO): membrane
Molecular function (GO): sugar transmembrane transporter activity
Source: RefSeq, a predicted model, not a curated record
ACUGACAGUUAAAUAGAGAAGGAGACCAUGGCCAUCAAAGAGGAUAUAGAGAGAGGUAACGACUGUGUGCAUGAAGAGGUAAGCGUACCUCUUUUGCAAGAAAAGAAAAACAUGGCCGAUGAGGAAGAUGGAUAUACAGAUAAGACAAGCAGCAAAGCAAGUUUAUGGAUGGUUUACCUCAGCACCGUUGUUGCAGUAUGUGGUUCAUUUGAGUUUGGAUCCUGUGCAGGCUAUUCGUCACCAACUCAGACUGCCAUUAGGGAGGAUCUCUCUCUGACUCUAGCAGAGUAUUCAGUGUUUGGUUCUAUACUGACUUUUGGUGCAAUGAUUGGUGCAAUCACAAGUGGACCAAUUGCUGAUUUUAUUGGUAGGAAAGGGGCAAUGAGAACAGCUACUGGCUUUUGUGUCGGAGGGUGGCUUGCUAUUUACUUUGCUAAGGGGGCUUUGGCUUUGGACAUUGGAAGACUGGCAACAGGAUAUGGAAUGGGGGUCUUCUCAUAUGUGGUACCAGUAUUUAUCGCUGAAAUUGCACCAAAGAAUCUUCGAGGAGCACUAACAACUAUAAAUCAGCUUAUGAUCUGUAGUGGAGUAUCUGUCGCCUUCAUAAUAGGGACAGUUCUAACUUGGAGGGCUUUAGCAUUAACAGGACUUAUUCCUUGUGCAAUUCUAGUCUUUGGACUCUUUUUCAUUCCAGAGUCUCCCAGAUGGCUGGCAAAGAUAGGACGUGAAAAAGAAUUUGAAGCUGCACUACAAGACCUUCGUGGCAAGGAUACUGAUAUAUCAAAGGAGGCAGCUGAGAUUCGGGACUAUAUAGAGACUCUCGAACGGCUUCCAAAAGCCAAAAUGCUGGAUUUGUUUCAACGAAGAUACUUACGCUCAGUCACUAUAGGAGUUGGAUUAAUGGUCUUUCAACAAUUUGGGGGGAUCAAUGGAAUCUGCUUUUAUGUCAGCAAUAUUUUCGAGUCGGCAGGAUUUUCUGCCACUAUUGGGACAAUAACUUAUGCUAUUCUUCAGGUUGUGGUCACUGGCCUUAAUGCAACUGUGAUUGAUAAAGCUGGAAGAAAGCCUCUAUUACUGGUUUCUUCAACGGGAUUGGUCCUUGGCUGUGUACUAUCUGGGAUUUCAUUCUAUUUUAAGGAUCAUAAUUUGGCACUCAAUUCAGUUCCCAUUCUUGCUGUAACAGGCAUAUUGAUAUACAUAGGUGCCUUUUCAGCUGGGAUGGGUGCAGUUCCUUGGGUUGUAAUGUCUGAGAUAUUCCCAAUAAAUAUUAAAGGAGUGGCUGGAAGCCUAGCAACACUAGUGAACUGGUUUGGUGCAUGGGCAGUUUCUUACACUUUCAACUUUCUUAUGACCUGGAGCUCCUAUGGUACCUUCAUUCUUUAUGCUGCAAUCAAUGCACUGGCUAUAUUGUUUGCGGUCACAGUGGUACCUGAAACGAAGGGGAAAACCUUGGAACAAAUUCAGUCAGCCAUAAAUGCAUAGAGAAUCAAGCCGCUCAUUCUUCAGUGAAGCGGUUAUCUUGAGACCUAAAAGAUGCUUCCUAGCAAUAAAUAGCAUUUACUGAUGGUUUCAAAAUCAAGCAAAAUGGAUGCUAAAUUUGGGUAAUACAAUUAUUUUAUAAUGGAAAUGAGAUUUUAUAAACACUGAUGGAGUACAAAUAAAAAGGCAGCAUCUCUUCGCAGAAAAGAAAGCAAAUGACAAAUAGACAUCAAGCUCUAUUUGCUUUUCUAUGAAAUGAAUUGCCAAUGAGAAGUUAUUCAACAUUCAAAAUGUUAUAAAAUUAGAGUAUUUUGUUUGUAAUUAUUUUUUCUGUUUGAUUUUAAUAAAAUUAUUAGUGAAUCACGGUCAUGGAUCCCUACAUUCAAGGUGGAAAAUUGUAGGCAACUUAAAGAACAAUUAUCCUUAGUUCUUUUUAUUCAAUCUAUAAUAAAGGAA